AUGCUUUUCACUUCACCUAGUAUCAGUUCAUUGUUUCUAUUUACUUAAUGUUGAAUUCCUGUGUUGCUUCCCCGUGAUUUUUUGUUAUAAAUACCAGCAAAGAUGAAGUUGGACAUCACCAUGAACGACCGUUUCAACCAGCGGUUUCAGUCCGUAUAUGGCGGACUGGUUCCCCAAAUCGCCCGAUUGGUGCCCUUCAACGACUCGGAGGUGACAUGCAUCCUGCUGAUCUAUUACAAGUAUAGCCUCCAGAAUGGACCCGCUGCUCGCCGAAUAACUUCCAGCCAGUUCGUCAACAUCGUGAUUGGGUUCCAGCAGCUUUACGACAUGGACGUGGUGGAUCGCAUCGUUACCCUGAUCGCGGGAGGCAGGAAACACGUGACGCCCAUGGAAUUCGUCAACUACAUGACCAUCCUAAUGUCCCGCGACAUGGAACGCAAAAUGGAGUUUGCAUACAUGGUGUACGACAAAAAUGGAAUGGGCAUUAAUAGAGAGAUCAUUUCAUCUUCGGUCGAGAGGUUUUUUGUCGGGGACGACGACGAGGUACUCGAGAUGCGACUGGACAUGGUCGAUUUUCUACUCCUCAAAUUUGAUGAAGACCAGGAUGGCUACAUCUCAUUUGAGGAGUACAGAUCGAUCGUGUUGCAGCAGCCGAGUCUGCUGGAGUUUCUGGGUCCCAUCUUUCCCUCGGACGAGACGCGUCUGGUGGUGGCGUACUGCACUGCCAUAUACUCUCACAUACCCGAAAUGAGCACGUUAUAGGUAUGGGAGCAGGGUAUGUGGCAGUUUGCCAGAACUCCGCCAGUCACAUAAAUCUUUCAGGCACAAAUAAAUCGAAAGCAAUGCAAA
Molecule: messenger RNA, 849 nt
Organism: Drosophila yakuba
Lineage: Eukaryota; Metazoa; Arthropoda; Insecta; Diptera; Drosophilidae
Product: EF-hand calcium-binding domain-containing protein 1
Exons: 3
Coding region: 103-762 (219 amino acids)
Molecular function (GO): calcium ion binding
Source: RefSeq, a predicted model, not a curated record